Cucurbita maxima (winter squash) is the source of this 1902-nucleotide messenger RNA. Its product is annotated as pollen receptor-like kinase 3. Bases 16 to 1842 code for a protein of 608 amino acids. Gene Ontology annotation, biological process: protein phosphorylation. Gene Ontology annotation, molecular function: protein kinase activity; ATP binding; protein binding. The transcript has 2 exons. The record is from RefSeq and is a predicted model, not a curated record. Lineage: Eukaryota; Viridiplantae; Streptophyta; Magnoliopsida; Cucurbitales; Cucurbitaceae.
CGUUCCGGCUCUGCAAUGGCCGCUGUUCGAAUCGUGUUCCUGUUCCUCCUCCUGGGUGGUCUCCCCCUGUCGUGUCCCCUGUCCGAGAAGGAGGCCCUCCUCAAGCUGAAGCAAUCCUUCACCCAUUCCGGAUCCCUCAACUCAUGGAACCCGGACUCAGUCCCCUGCUCGGCUCGAUGGACUGGCAUCAUCUGCAACAAGGGCGUCAUCACCGGCCUACAUCUCUCCGGCCUCCAACUCUCCGGCACCAUUGACGUGGAAGCUCUCAUCCAGCUUCCCAGCCUGAGAACCAUCAGCUUAAUCGACAACAAAUUCACCGGCCCCAUUCCGGAGUUCAACAAAAUCGGGGUACUCAAGGCGCUCCUCCUCACCCGGAACCAAUUCUUCGGGGAUAUCCCCGACGAUUUCUUUUCAACCCUCACCUCCCUCAAGAAGGUAUAUCUCUCCUCCAACAACUUCUCCGGGAACAUUCCAAAUUCUCUGGCCCAACUCUCCCAUCUCCUCGAACUCCACCUCGACAGAAACCAAUUCUCCGGCCCUGUCCCCCACCUCAAAUACGCCUCCAUUAUAACCUCCCUCGAUUUCUCCAACAACAACCUCCAGGGCCAAAUACCCGACAGCCUCUCCAAAUUCGACGCAAAGGCAUUCGCCGGAAAUGAAGGCCUCUGCGGGAACCCACUCCCCAAAUCCUGCGAAGACAAUGCUUCUCCUCCUGGGGAGUCCCAAGCCAACAUCUCCAAGUUGGUAGUGGCUUCAUUGAUUGCCGUGGUUGUGUUUCUGAUGGUGUUUAUAUUUCUGAGCGCGUCGAAGCGCAGAGAGGACGAGUUCAGCAUGCUGGGGAGGGAUCGGGAGGAGGUGGUGGAGGUGCACGUUCCUGGUUCAGCCCAGGAUAGGCAGUCGAUUAGGAGAGGAGGUGGGGACUCCAGGAGAGGCUCCAAACAGGGGAAGGCAGGGAUGAGCGAUCUUGUGGUGAUCAACGACGAGAAGGGUACGUUUGGGUUGGCGGAUUUGAUGAAGGCGGCAGCGGAGGUGCUGGGGAAUGGCGGGUUGGGGUCGGCGUACAAGGCGGUCAUGGCGAACGGGCUGUCAGUGGUGGUGAAGAGAAUGAGAGAAAUGAACAAAAUAGGGAAGGAUGGGUUCGAUGCGGAGAUGAGGCGGCUGGGAAGACUGCGCCAUCAGAACAUACUAACGCCUUUGGCGUAUCAUUAUAGGAGAGAGGAGAAGCUGGUGGUGUCAGAGUACGUUCCAAAGGGCAGCCUGUUGUACGUGUUGCACGGUGACCGUGGAGCCUGCCAUGCUGACCUUGACUGGGAGACCCGGCUAAUAAUUGUGAAGGGGAUUGCAAGUGGUCUGGGGUUCCUCCAUUCGGAAUUCGCGACCUACGAUCUGCCGCAUGGGAAUCUGAAAUCCAGCAACGUUCUUCUAUGCGACGACUACGAGCCACUUCUGAGCGACUACGCGUUUCAUCCGCUCAUCAAUCCCAGCAAUGCGAGCCAGGCAAUGUUCGCCUACAAAGCCCCCGAGUACGCCCAGAACCAGGAAGUUUCUCCCAAGUCUGAUGUUUAUUGCCUUGGAAUUAUCAUUCUGGAAAUAAUGACCAGCAAGUUUCCUUCUCAAUAUCUAACCAAUGGCAAGGGUGGCACCGAUGUGGUGCAGUGGGUCUCCUCCGCAGUAGCCGAGAAGAGGGAGGCGGAACUCAUCGACCCUGAGAUUGCAAACGACGCCGCUGACGAACUGGAUCGAAUGGUCCAGCUACUCACAAUCGGCGCGGAUUGCACUCACGCCAGUCCUCAGCAACGGCCGGAUAUGAAGGAAGCCAUUAGGAGAAUAGAAGAGAUUUGAAAACAUCAGACACAGGAAUAUUCAUUAAUUUUAAGUUGCAAAUACCAUUACUUUUUUUUC